GGGCGGGGCGCAGUGCCUACCGAGCGCCCUCCAGAGCGCGGUCUCCGGCCUGUUCACGAUGGACGGCCACGACAGCCCCCCGACCCCCAAGGGCUCGCUCCGAAAGUUCCUGGAGCAACUCUCCGGAGCUGGCAAGGCCAUCGGCGUGCUGACCAGCGGCGGGGAUGCCCAAGGCAUGAACGCUGCUGUCCGGGCCGUCGUGCGCAUGGGGAUAUACGUGGGCGCCAAGGUGUACUUCAUCUAUGAGGGCUACCAGGGCAUGGUGGACGGUGGCAGCAACAUUGUGGAAGCCGACUGGGAGAGCGUCUCCAGCAUCCUGCAAGUGGGAGGGACCAUCAUCGGCAGUGCCCGCUGCCAGGACUUCCGUUCUCGGGAAGGCCGCCUGAAGGCCGCGUGUAACUUGGUUCAGCUGGGCAUCACCAGCCUGUGUGUGAUCGGCGGGGACGGCAGCCUCACCGGGGCCCACAUCUUCCGGACGGAGUGGAGUGGGCUGCUGGAAGAGCUGGCCCGAGACGGCAAGAUCAGCACAGAGCAGGUGCAGAAGCACGGGCACCUCAACGUGGUGGGGAUGGUGGGCUCCAUCGACAAUGAUUUCUGCGGCACUGACAUGACCAUCGGCACGGACUCAGCCCUACACCGCAUCAUCGAGGUGGUGGACGCCAUCAUGACGACCGCCCAGAGCCACCAGCGGACCUUCGUCCUGGAGGUGAUGGGGAGACACUGCGGGUACCUGGCCCUGGUGAGCGCCCUGGCCUGCGGGGCCGACUGGGUCUUCCUUCCCGAGUCCCCACCGGAGGAAGGCUGGCAGGAAAACAUGUGCGUCAAGCUCUCAGAGAACCGUGCCCGGAAGAAAAGGUUGAACAUCAUCAUUGUGGCCGAAGGGGCCAUCGACACCCAGAACAAGCCUAUCACCUCGGAGCAGAUCAAGGAGCUCGUGGUCACGCAGCUGGGCUACGACACGCGAGUGACCAUCCUUGGACACGUGCAGAGAGGAGGGACGCCAUCAGCCUUUGACCGGAUUCUGGCCAGCCGCAUGGGGGUGGAGGCCGUGGUUGCCCUUCUGGAGGCCACCCCCGAGACCCCAGCCUGUGUGGUGUCACUGAGCGGGAACCAGGCGGUGAGGCUGCCACUGAUGGAGUGCGUACAGAUGACCCAGGAGGUACAAAAGGCAAUGGAUGAGAGGAGAUUUAAGGACGCCGUGCAACUCCGAGGAAGGAGCUUCGAGAACAACCUCAACACCUACAAGCGGCUGGCCAUCAAGCUGCCAGACUCCGAGAUCCCAAACAGCAACUGCAAUGUGGGCGUCGUGAACGUGGGUGCGCCCGCCGCCGGCAUGAAUGCAGCCGUGCGCGCCGCCGUGCGCGUGGGCAUCUCCGAGGGACACAGGAUGUUCGCCGUGUAUGAUGGAUUCGAGGGCUUCGCCAAAGGCCAGAUAAAGGAAAUUGGCUGGGGAGAUGUCGGAGGCUGGACGGGCCAAGGCGGCUCCAUCCUUGGGACAAAACGCACCCUUCCUGGGAAGUACCUGGAGGACAUCGCAGCGCAGAUGCGAACCCACAGCAUCAACGCACUCUUGAUCAUUGGUGGAUUCGAGGCCUACCUGGGGCUGCUGGAGCUGUUGGCCGCCCGGGAGAAGCACGAGGAGUUCUGUGUCCCCAUGGUCAUGGUCCCUGCCACCGUCUCCAACAACGUGCCCGGCUCCGACUUCAGCAUCGGGGCGGACACCGCCCUCAACACCAUCACCGAUGCUUUCUGGAGCUUGCUGGAGCUGUCGAAGGAACGCGACAGCCACCCUGAGUUUUGCAUCCCCGUUUGUAUGGUGCCCGCCACCAUUAGCAACAACGUCCCAGGCACAGACCUGAGCAUAGGCUGUGACACGUGCCUGAACGUGAUUGUGGAGACAUGCGACCGCAUCAAGCAGUCGGCCAGCGGGACCAAGCGGCGCGUGUUCAUCAUCGAGACCAUGGGCGGCUUCUGCGGCUACCUGGCCAACAUGGGGGGACUGGCGGCUGGCGCAGAUGCUGCCUACAUCUUCGAGGAGCCCUUCGACAUCCGGGACCUGCAGUCCAACGUGGAGCACCUGACGGAGAAGAUGAAGACCAGCAUCCAGAGGGGGCUCGUGCUCAGGAAUGAGAACUGCAGCGAGAACUACACCACCGACUUCAUCUACCAGCUCUACUCCGAGGAGGGCAAAGGCGUGUUCGACUGCAGGAAGAACGUGCUGGGCCACAUGCAGCAGGGUGGGGCGCCUUCUCCGUUUGACAGAAACUUUGGAACCAAAAUUUCCGCCAGAGCCAUGCAGUGGAUCAGCUCGAAGCUGAGGGAGUCCGCAGGGAAAGGAAAAAAAUUUUUAAGUGACGACUCUGUGUGUGUGCUGGGAAUCAGCAAGAGAAAACUGCUCUUCCAGCCCGUGGCGGAGCUGAAGAAGGAGACAGACUUCGAGCACCGGAUCCCCAAGGAGCAGUGGUGGUUGAAGCUGCGGCCCCUCAUGAAGAUCCUGGCCAAGUACAAGGUCAGCUUCGAGGUGUCGGAUGCCAGCCAGCUGGAGUCUGUGCAGCCCCGGGGCCCAGAGGAGCCGGCCGCUAUCUAGCUGCUGCCCGCUUGCUGUCGUGGUCCAGUUAUUUAUGAGCACUUUACGCGAGCAUCGUCCACGUGAAGCCUGACCCCAGGCCCUGGUGCACGGGCCGCCUGUGCUGUCCUGUCUCCUGCUUCACAACCUGCGGAUCCCGCAGAAUUAAACGUUUGCUACAACUCCA
Molecule: messenger RNA, 2753 nt
Organism: Dama dama (fallow deer)
Lineage: Eukaryota; Metazoa; Chordata; Mammalia; Artiodactyla; Cervidae
Gene: PFKP
Product: phosphofructokinase, platelet
Exons: 23
Coding region: 59-2587 (842 amino acids)
Biological process (GO): fructose 1,6-bisphosphate metabolic process; fructose 6-phosphate metabolic process; canonical glycolysis
Cellular component (GO): cytoplasm; membrane; 6-phosphofructokinase complex
Molecular function (GO): identical protein binding; 6-phosphofructokinase activity; fructose-6-phosphate binding
Source: RefSeq, a predicted model, not a curated record